Molecule: messenger RNA, 3247 nt
Organism: Danio rerio (zebrafish)
Lineage: Eukaryota; Metazoa; Chordata; Actinopteri; Cypriniformes; Danionidae
Source: RefSeq, a predicted model, not a curated record
ACACACAAAGUCCAGCAUUCAUGUGUGUGGAUUGGGUAGUUAGUUUUUUCCAAACUAUUACUACCAGGCGGAGGUGUUGUGUGACAUAAACAAAGAGAAGAUGCAUUAUUACAGAUAUGAAAAUGCAGAGGUCAGCUGUUGCUACAAAUACCUCAUGUUCAGCUACAACAUUAUAUUUUGGCUAGCUGGAUCAGCCUUCAUUGCAAUUGGCUUUUGGGCUUGGAGUGAAAAGGGUGUUUUAUCAGAUCUGACUCAAGUCACACGUCUGCAUGGUUUCGACCCAGUUUGGGGGGUGCUUGUUGUGGGCACAGUCACUUUUAUUUUGGGAUUUGCUGGGUGUGUUGGAGCACUCAGGGAAAACAUCUGCCUCCUUAAGUUUUUCUCUGGAGUCAUUGGAUUCAUAUUCUUCCUGGAACUGACUGCUGCAGUUUUGGCGUUCGUGUUCCAGGGCCAAGUUAGGGAGUGGAUCAGCGAAUUCUUCUUGGCCAAUGUGAAGGCCUACAGGGAUGACAUUGAUCUGCAGAAUCUGAUCGACUCUCUCCAGAAGCUGAAUCAUUGCUGUGGAGCUAAACACCCAAACGACUGGAAUAUGAAUGUGUAUUUUAACUGCUCAAAUAAGAAUAACCUCAGCAGAGAGAAAUGUGGAGUGCCCUUUUCCUGCUGCAUCAGCGACCCUGCUGUUACGGUGCUCAACACGCAGUGCGGGUAUGAUGUUAGAGAAAAAGGCACUUUGAAUGAUUGGAGCAGUUCCAUUUAUAUCAAAGGAUGCAUCGAUGCUUUAGAGGACUGGCUUCCCCGUAAUCUCUACAUUGUGGCUGGAGUCUUCAUAGUCAUAUCAUUGCUACAGAUGGUGGGGAUCUUCUUGGCAAGGACGCUGAUUGGUGACAUUGAAAAAGUCAAGUUUAAUUAUUACUGAGCUCUCAUAACUGGAAGCAAGCGAAGGGCAAUGUAUGGAAAAAGAUGCGGACCUCCUCUUACUGUUUCAUGCCUCCCUUUGUGGAGGAGUAAUUUUUAGGAAUAUCUGUGGAGAAAAAGACCCUGGACCUUCUUUUUCAGCUUUGUAAAGACCAUAUUGAAUACGCAGCUGCCUAUGUUCAUUUGGAUAUUGUCACACAUGUGCCUUCUCUCUUCUUCAAGUUUACCUUUAACCCACUUUUUUAUUUCAUAAUUUUUCCACACUUGUUUUGUAAGACAAGUGUUAUUUUUGGAACCACUAAUAACCAAGCUUUAUAUACAUAAUGGCAAGAUGUUGGGACCAUAAAAUGUUAAUUGACGUGAUAUUCUAAAUCUUAGCCUUAGAGGAAGCAGACUAGCCAACCAGGCUGUACUAAAAUGUCUUUUUAUGACACUUCAAAAUAAUUUGUGCACUCUUUUUGGGCUACUACAUUUAGUACAAAAGCAUGUUCAGUACUUUUUUUAGAUUAAAACAAAAAUAAUAAUAAACAUCUUAAGAAAUGACCUCACUCAUUGGGCAUGGAUUACAUGCAUUACAUUAAAGUGCAUAUCUUUUUUUUUUUCUUUUUUAAUUUGAGCUUGGUUAUUUUUGUAGCUAUUCAUAUUUAUGCAGACUUUUGCGUAAUUUUCUUCCCCAGAAAAGUGUUAAUUCACUCAAAGAAAAAACUUGAGACCUCUGAGAAAUUAGUUUAUCUUCACAACACAGAAGAAUAUAUAUUUUAAUCAGAUCUGAGAGAUCUCUAUUCCUCCCACUGGAAUUCUAUUCAACCAUUACUUUCAUGCCUGAGACGCAUUCACUUUAUAUGAUGAACAGAUUUAAUUUAAGCCUUUUUCACAUAUAAGCAUUGUUAAUCUGUUUACCAUAUGAAGCAAUCAAGUCUCAUCCCAGAUUUAAAGUAUCUUCAUAUGGGUUGGGGUGAACAGAUGUGUGAGAGUAAAACACAGCGGAAUUUUAAUUUGCCUGAAACGUUUAUCCCAAGAACUGAAAUUUGAAAGUAGAAAUGUAAAAGAUAAGCAAGUUCUUCAAACAGUUCUUGAAACAGGUAAGCAAGUUAUUUCUGGCCAUCCUGUUCAUGAUCGUUUAACUGAAUGUCGCACUUAAUCUUGCUCAUUAACUUUGUAGAUAUUUAGGAGUCAUUUUAGUUAUUUCUAAUGUCAACAAUGCAUUUCAGAUGCCAACACUUACCUCCUAUUUCUACUCUUGCUUGGUGACUAUGCAAAAAGCAUCAGGCUGUGCCUUUUCUCUGACAUGAAAGAUUUUAUAAAUGUCCUUACUGUUUGUUAGCUAGAUGCACUGUGGAAAAAAUAUCUGUUUAUUAAGUUUCUGCGUGUUUUUCACUUAUUUACAAUUGUGAAUUGCAUCAUGUGACCUUGAUCUCAGCUCUGUCGAAUUUUGAUCUUAAAAGUUUAACAAAGUGCUUUUUACUGUUGUUUUAGUACUUCAGAAUUUAGAAUUUUUAUCCAUUUGUAUUGGGAUAUAACAGAAAAUUUACAGGCAGUUUAUUACAAGGUUUUUGUAUGUGGUUUUUUUAAAAAUAUUUUUGGAUUUUUGUACCAACAAAGACAAUAUAUCACUUUAAACUAUAUUAAAAAUGUUAAUAAAAGUCACUGUUUCAAACUUUUUACGGUGUUUGAAAAAAGAUCAAGGUAAUAAUGCAAUUCAAAAGCAUAAAUAAAUAGGGAAAAAAUUCAAACAUGAAUCACGAAACAUGCCUGUAAGCAGAUAUUUUUUACAGUGUAGAAUCAAAACCACAAUUAACCUUUUGUUUUUUGAAUGUCAAUCAUAUCAUGUCUAAGAAUAUUGACUUUUUGUUGUAUUAUCAAUUAAACAUUUAACAGUCAUUACAGCACAAACUAUUUAAAAUGCGUGUUUACAUUUUGAUAGGCCAAACAUGAUAUGCAUGUCUCUUGUCCUUACAUUUGUUUUGCCCAAAGACUUUUUUUUUCUUCCUGUUUACAGUUUUGUCUUGGUAUAAAUAAAUGACCUCUUAUAAAUGCUAAAAGAAUAUGUUAAAAAUGAAAAGGAAAAAACACAUUAGAAGUUCUUGUAUUUAGUGCACUAUUUUGUCCCUUUUUGGAGUGUUUGUCUCUGCCAUGGUGUAGUGUUUAAGCAUGAUAGAGAAUUUACUAAAAUGCAGUAUAUUUGCCCUGAUUUUGCUGCAUGAGCCUUUUUCCCAUGAAGGGAUUUUUUUCAUAUAUAGAUGUCAUUUGUUGUCAAGUUUGUGUUUGUGUCUUUGUAAAUAUUUUAAUUAUUUUCUUUUUUUAUACUCGAUAAUAAAAAAGUUUAACUUUA